Molecule: messenger RNA, 441 nt
Organism: Vigna angularis (adzuki bean)
Lineage: Eukaryota; Viridiplantae; Streptophyta; Magnoliopsida; Fabales; Fabaceae
Product: putative UPF0481 protein At3g02645
Exons: 2
Coding region: 1-384 (127 amino acids)
Source: RefSeq, a predicted model, not a curated record
AUGUCUUUGAAAGACAAACAGUGUCACUAUCCUGAAGAACCUUACAUCUUCAACUAUGUUUCUCUGAUUGACUCUUUUAUUCACUCCAAAGAUGAUGCAGAGUUGCUGGUUGAGAAAGAAAUUAUUGUCCAUGAACUGGGAAGUGAUCAAGAACUGGCAAAUCUGGUUAAUGAUCUUUGCAAACAUGUGACAAAUUCAACAUGCUACCACCAGAUCAUGGAAGAUGUUAAUGAACACUACAACAAUGAUUGGAAAUGGGCAAUGGGGACAUUGAGGUGGGUUUACUUCAGAGACCCUUGGAGAAGCAGUUCUACUAUAGUGGGGGUUGCUGUCCUAAUAUUCACUGCCUUCAACUUCUACCGUGUUACUGAUCUACUCUUUUAGUAAAUUGAGAAUUAUAUUGAUGGAAUCACCUUUUCUGUAUUACAUCAUCGUCCAUGA